UUUGUUCCUGACUUUUUUCUUCCUUCAAACUACCGAUGAGUGUCUCGCGCGAUACCGCCGCGCUCCGGGACGACGCGGGACUGCUGCGCUGCGGAGCGCGCCGACGCUCAUCGAGACGCGCUGCUGUACAUUUCUCCACCCGAGGAGCGACGCUUUCAAACGGACACGCUUCGGAAAGGGACUCGUGAGAAGCGAUCUUGGAUUUAUCGCUGUUUUUCUUCAGGAUUUGUAAUUGGUCUCGUCAGAAAGAGGCGCGCGCAACACGAUCCUCACCAAUGGUUGUGCAAGUUGAAGAUAAACAUCUACCAGUGGAAGACCUGCUGAAACAUCAGGGCUGUUCUCGCCUGGAAACCACUCGCUUGUCUAUUCAGUGGGCUGUGGUUUACAGAUGGACUCUCCUCUCACAAUGAUAUGAGAUUUGUCAGGGGACGAUGCAUACAGGAGGAGAGACAUCAGCAUGCAAACCCUCCUCUGUCCGGCUGGCUCCCUCGUUUUCUUUCCAUUCGGCUGGUGUGCAGAUGGAUGCGCAGACGCCACAUUCACACCCGCCGUUCAGUGAUGUUCACCUGCAGAGCGCUGACCAAUCAGCUGCUGCGCUGCCGUACACCUCGCAGGCCCCGCAACCCAACACCGCCCAGGGAACUGCUGAUAUGGUGAUGCUACAGCGGCGAAUACCUCCGUGUUUUCGGGAUCCUGCGACAGCGCCUUUAAGAAAACUCUCCAUCGAACUGAUUAAAACCUACAAACACAUUAACGAGGUUUACUAUGCAAAAAAGAAGCGACGUCACCAACAGGGUCACGGGGAGGACUCGAGUAACAAGAAGGAGAGGAAGAUUUACAAUGACGGUUACGACGAUGACAACUUUGACUACAUUGUUAAAAAUGGAGAGAAAUGGAUGGACCGAUACGAGAUUGAUUCUCUAAUAGGCAAAGGGUCGUUCGGUCAGGUGGUGAAAGCGUAUGAUCGUGUGGAGCAGGAGUGGGUCGCCAUCAAGAUCAUCAAGAAUAAAAAGGCGUUUCUGAAUCAGGCUCAGAUUGAAGUUCGACUGCUGGAGCUCAUGAACAAACACGACACUGAGAUGAAGUACUACAUCGUUCAUCUGAAACGUCACUUCAUGUUCCGGAAUCACUUGUGUCUGGUGUUUGAAAUGUUGUCGUAUAACCUGUACGACCUGCUGAGGAACACAAAUUUCCGCGGCGUGUCUCUGAACUUGACGCGCAAGUUCGCUCAGCAGCUGUGCACCGCGCUGCUCUUCCUCGCCACGCCUGAACUGAGCAUCAUCCACUGUGACCUCAAACCAGAGAACAUCCUGCUCUGCAACCCCAAGAGAUCGGCCAUCAAGAUUGUGGACUUCGGCAGCUCCUGUCAGCUCGGACAGCGGAUCUACCAGUACAUCCAGAGUCGCUUCUACCGCUCGCCGGAGGUGCUGCUGGGAAUGCCGUAUGAUCUGGCUAUAGACAUGUGGUCACUGGGCUGCAUCCUGGUGGAGAUGCACGCUGGAGAACCGCUGUUCAGUGGCGCUAAUGAGGUCGAUCAAAUGAACAAAAUCGUAGAGGUUUUGGGGGUUCCUCCCAAUCACAUUCUGGAACAGGCACCUAAAGCCCGGAAGUUCUUCGAGAAGAUGUCUGACAGCAUGUGGUGUGUGAAGAAGACCAAAGAUGGCAAACAGUAUAAACCUGCGGGCUCUCGGAAGCUGCACAAUAUAUUGGGCGUUGAAGCGGGCGGACCGGGUGGCCGGAGAGCGGGUGAAUCGGGUCAUGCUGUCGCAGACUACCUGAAGUUCAAAGAUCUGAUCCUGCGGAUGUUGGACUACGACCCCAAGACUCGCAUCCAGCCGUAUUACGCCCUGCAGCACAGUUUCUUCAAGAAGACCGCAGACGAGGGCACGAACACCAGCAGCAGCGUCUCCACGAGUCCCGCGCUGGAGCAGUCGCAGUCGUCUGGAACCACGUCCAGCACCUCCUCCAGCUCAGGAGGUUCUUCUGGGACGAGCACCAGCGGUCGGGCGCGCUCAGACCCGACACAUCAACACCGACACAGUGGAGGACAUUUCAGUGCCGCGGUGAGCAUCGACUGCCACAGCCUCUGCCCACAGGUGAGACAGGCGUUUGUGCCGGCGCUGGGUUGGGUCGGAGGAGACAGACUUCAGUUGGUGUCGGGCGAGACUCACCCUGUCCAGGAGACCAGCUUCAGCAUAACCCCCCACCAGCCCAAGGCUCUUCACCCCCACACGUCCCAGCAGCACCACCGCCAUCAUCAUCAGCACGCGCAGGGCCCUGCCCGCCCGCGGCCCCGCCUCUACUCGCCCUCGCACAGCGCCUCCACACAGGACUCAAUGGAGGUGACACAAGGACACCUGUCCAUGACCUCCAUGUCUUCCUCCGCCUCCUCCUCGUCCACCUCCUCGUCCUCCACCGGCAACCAUCACCACGGUUACCAGAGCCGGCCGCUGCCGCACGGGCUGGGCUUCGGACACAACGGCAGCUUGACUUUGGGACUGGGUGCCUUCUCGAACCCGCGGCAGGAGACGGGCGCAGCGGCACACCCCUCGUACUCGGCGAGCAUGAACUCUGGGCCGGGCCGCUUCGUGGCCGAGACUCACGCAGGUCUGGACCGGGAGGACUCGCCCAUGGCGGGCGUGUGUGUGCAGCAGAGCUCCUGACUCGCCUGAGAACGUUCACUUUUCAGAUUAAAGCUGCUGGAACGAGACGAGAGCCGAUCAGGCCGCCAGGAGAAUUGACGUCUGCGGACACUUGAUGCGAGGCUUUGUUUCUAUGACAUUUGUGUUGUUUUUCCUCUCUGACGGUUUUAGAAGCUCAUUCACACGCGCACCUUCACAUUGAGUUUCCUUUCGAGAGUAAAGAGACGAAAUCUCUGACAUGAAACGCCAGUCGCUGUCUGUCUCGCUUGUAUUCUUCAUGUCGUGCAAUGUGUGCUUUGAGCAGAGCUUUCCCACAGUGCAAUGUGUGUGUGUGUGUGUGUGUGUGUGUGUGUGUGUGUGUGCACACAAUAUGGCCUUAUCAUUACAGACUGAAUGAGCUGAGGCAUUUCUUCAAGCUUUCAUGUGUUUUCACCUGAAUUCAUGACACAAGAUCACUGACAAACACGGAAGGUGACUCGAGGUCUUCUCUAGAAAUCCACCGCUGAUCACAUGGUCUGAGCGACGGCCGCGUCACGCUCUUAUUUUGUGCUUCAUCUCAUUCACUCGUUUUCUUUUGCUUCUCUUCACGAUUAUGCUGUGAAUUUUACACCAUUUUUAUUUUUCCCUUUUGAUAAUUUAUUGUACCAAAGGUGUUGUUUUAUAGAUGUCUGUAACAAUAAUGUAGCAGUUCUGCACUUUGACUCAAAGGUGUUUGAUGUAAACGACUGUCAGAACUGAUGUGCUCCUCCUCCUGGACAUCAUCCGCUUCUCUUCUGUUGUUCUUUCACUUCUUCAUUGUCCUCGACCCAGCUUCAGGCGUUCCUUGUUUUUGCUCUCACGGGACGGUGGAUGCCGCGAGCUGCUCGGCUGGUCCCGCAGCAGCUGGACAGUCAGAGGUAAUCUCCAGGCGGGACGCGGGCCGCAAUCGUCACAUUAAUCCGGCCACCGCUCUCUCUCAGAACUAAAGCAAUCCGACGGAGACGGAAAUGGCGUCACAUCGUCUCUCUGUGCGAGCGAUUGCGACGGUUACGAAGGAACGGUUCUUUAGGGUUCCUUUUGAGCUUACGAGCGAGUUCAUGAAACAGGCUUCAGGUGUUUUCUGUGUGACCCCAUUUUAAUAGCUGAAAUAGAAUUUAUGUACAUAUUUAUAUUUUUUUAAUAAAGGAAGUUUAGAACUCACUACUUUUUUGCUAAUGGUGUUUUGAGUACAUUUAAGUGAAGCUGGUGACCUGCAGUGGAAGGUCUCUGUGGUAGUCGAUGGGUGUAUCAGUGCUUCCAGUAGUUGACGACGCUAGAUGCAAAACUCGAGGGGUGAAACUGAGAGUAGAUCUUCAUACCUUAAUAUUCUCGACAGGGUAUCGUGUGUGUCUUCAAUCAGAACACAUCGCCAGUGUUUCACAUGUUCCUAUACUCCACAGAUAUAUAGUACAGGAACUGAUUACAUUAUUACUGUUAUUUGGACAAAGUGUGUGUGUGUGUGUAUGAUGAGUGUGUGUGUGAGAGAGAGAGAGUGUGUGUGUGUGUGUGUGUGAGAGUGUGAGAGAGAGAGAGUGUGUGUGUAUGAGUGUGUGUGUGAGAGAGAGAGUGUGUGUGUGUGUGUGAGAGAGAGUGUGUGUGUGUGAGAGUGUGUGUGAGAGAGAGAGUGUGUGU
Xyrauchen texanus (razorback sucker) is the source of this 4292-nucleotide messenger RNA. RefSeq names its product dual specificity tyrosine-phosphorylation-regulated kinase 1A-like. Lineage: Eukaryota; Metazoa; Chordata; Actinopteri; Cypriniformes; Catostomidae. Gene Ontology annotation, cellular component: nucleus. Gene Ontology annotation, biological process: peptidyl-serine phosphorylation; peptidyl-threonine phosphorylation; positive regulation of DNA-templated transcription. The transcript is spliced from 13 exons. Bases 432 to 2663 code for a protein of 743 amino acids. The record is from RefSeq and is a predicted model, not a curated record. Gene Ontology annotation, molecular function: ATP binding; transcription coactivator activity; protein serine/threonine/tyrosine kinase activity.